AUAAAUUACUGUUUGAUGAGAUGAGAUGAGAUGAGAUGAGAUUAGAGAGAGAGAGAUAACCAUGCCCAUCCUCAACCAUGUGUAUUCAAGAUUGAAUAUCUUUUUCCUUGAAACUUUCUGAUGAAAUAAGAUAACAUCACUACAAAUUUCCAUGAUGCUUGUGCAAGGGUUCUGUAGGGCUUUGCCAGAUUGGCCAACUGUGAUCAUGGCCCCACCAACCACAUGACCACCCCCUUCUAUCUCAACUCACCCUUUCUUUCCUUUUUCCUAUAUAAACUUCUAUUUCCUUAACUCAUCCAAAAAAUAAACAAAGAGAUAUUACAAACUCUCGUACUUGGUUUCAUACCCGAUUAGGAACCUCUUUUUCUUAUCACUCAGAUCAAACGGACAUGGAGGUUGCAGUUGAACUUGAAGAUGACCUAUUUUUUGCAGAUUUGAGCAAGGAAAUUGCUCUCCUAAUCAUGGAUGAAGAUGAAGACCGUCUUGAUUCUUCUCCUCCUCAAUCUCUUCAGGCUUUUUCUGAGGCAAUUUAUCCUCCUCCGCAGUUUGCUUUUCUCUAUGAGCAUGCUUUGAGGAGAGAAAGCAAAGGGACGGGUGUGUUUAUCCCCCAGGCAACACAGCCAAGAAGGAAGCAGAGGAAAGGAAGGGCUGGUUCACAUGCAAAGCAUCAAAAGCAGUCUCAGGAUACCAGAACGGUUUCUCAAGUUCCUAACAAGAAUUCUUUCAAAUCCAGAAAUGGCAAAGGAUCUGUGCAAACCUGCAUAAUCUUACAAAUUCUACUGAUUAAUUUCUUUGCCAAGUUUUAAUAAUUUGUGGAUCUAAUUCUUUAGCCAGCCAAUUAUGAUAUGGCUACUUAAUUUGUAUUGUUUAUAUAUAUUUAUAUAUAGGUUAGUGUAAAUGGGAAAACCAUAUAUACCAAAAUAUUAGACAUGGUGUAGGAAGGUUCACCCAAGGUUUUGCUUCCUUCCUCUGCAGACAAGCAUUUCAUUGUUAUCCUUUCUCGUUUCUUGUGAUAAGUUUGUCAUGUUUGCAAAGAUCUUAUUCUUCUUUUA
Molecule: messenger RNA, 1052 nt
Organism: Vigna umbellata (rice bean)
Lineage: Eukaryota; Viridiplantae; Streptophyta; Magnoliopsida; Fabales; Fabaceae
Source: RefSeq, a predicted model, not a curated record